This is a messenger RNA of Sorghum bicolor (sorghum), 1408 nucleotides long. RefSeq lists its product as uncharacterized. Bases 514 to 1275 code for a protein of 253 amino acids. The transcript is spliced from 2 exons. The record is from RefSeq and is a predicted model, not a curated record. NCBI's taxonomy places the organism in Eukaryota, Viridiplantae, Streptophyta, Magnoliopsida, Poales, Poaceae.
UUUGAAAGCUCUCAUUUUAUUUCCUGUAUAUAUUCAUCAGGCAUCAUGCCUUUGCCUGAGUUUGUGUUUUCCAGACACAAUAAUUGGUCAUCAAGCCCCACGCCGGCUCACCAAAAGCUACGGCUGCUAUGACUAUGAAAGUAGGGAACACUCAACGCCAAAGUCAGCUCCACCAGACCAUUCCUUAAGCUACGAGGCUACGGCUAUGGGUGCGCGCUGACGGAGUGUUCAACUUCAACUCGCACUUUGCAGUUGCAGCGCCAUCCGUAUGCCGCAGGAGCCGCCACGCAGUCACGAUCGAGUUGCUUGCCCACGUCGUUGCCUUCAAUUAGUAGCUGUUUUGCUCGUUCGAGCGGCCCAGAGAAAAAGUUCGUGCCGUCGUGACAACUGAUUUCACUCGAAAAGGAGAGAGGAUCCAGUUCCAUUUCUUUGCCCAAAACCAUCGUCCACCCGCGUCGAGUCGAGUCGAUCGGAGAGACAGCACAGAGAGAGAGAGAGGUGUAGUAUAGUAGUAUGUUCCGGGAGGAGCAGCUGGACCUGGUGCUGGUGCCGCUGGCCCUGGCGGCGGUGGGCGGCUACCACCUGUGGCUCCUCUGGGCGAUCCUGCGCCACCCCACCCGAACCGUCAUCGGCCUCAACGCCAUCGCACGCAAGCGCUGGGUCGCCGCCAUGAUGGCCAACACGGAGAAGAACGGCGUGCUCGCGGUGCAGACGCUGCGGAACAACAUCAUGGCGUCGACGGUGCUGGCGACCACGGCCAUCACGCUGGUCUCCGUCAUCAGCGUCUUCGUCGGCGUCACGUCUCCAGCCUCGCCGUCCUCCAAGGCGCCGCGGCUGGUGUACGGGAGCAAGGCCGGGGAGGUGUUCGCGGCCAAGUACCUGGCCGUGUCGCUCUGCUUCAUGCUCGCCUUCGUCUGCAACGUGCAGGCCAUCCGGCUGUACGCGCACGCCAGCUUCCUCCUGGGCGGCCUGCCGCCGGGGCUCGGCGGCGACGGCGACGAGGCGGAGGCGCAGGCGCGCGGGGAGGAGUUCGCGUGCUACGUGGCGCGGACGGUGAACCGCGGCAGCUACGCCUGGUCGCUCGGCCUGCGCGCCUUCUACGUCUCCCUCGCGCUCUUCCUCUGGACGUUCGGACCCAUACCGAUGCUGGCCUGCAGCGUCCUCAUGUGCGGCCUGCUCUACUUCCUCGACACCACCAGCAGCGGCGACCACGGCCACGUGCACGGCCAGCAAGGGACUGCCGGCGCCGGCGCCCGAAAGGAUAGCACAGUCUGAUCUCAGUCUUCUACUAGAAUGUCAUCAGUAAUUAAAAUGAGUUUUUUAUGGUACUCUGAAAUGACGAUGAGCCGUCUAUUUGAUUACGUCUGGAUGUUUAUAAUCACCUAGUAUCUUAUAGAAAAAUAAUAUA